Messenger RNA from Plasmodium fragile, 510 nucleotides. RefSeq lists its product as uncharacterized. The transcript has 2 exons. The coding region runs from base 1 to 510 and encodes 169 amino acids. Lineage: Eukaryota; Apicomplexa; Aconoidasida; Haemosporida; Plasmodiidae. The record is from RefSeq and is a predicted model, not a curated record.
AUGCUGAAGUUUAUAAAAUUUUGUUUCGUUUAUCUGGUUUUAACCAACGCUAAGAAGACCCGACGCACGAAUGAGAAAUGUCCCCUCCUUUUGUUUUUAUAUGGCUCCACAACGUAUGGUGCAAAAAGAUGGAAGAGCCAAAGUGGUGUAGGAAAAAUAACCCCAUUGCAUUUGAAGAAAAGGCUGGACCCAAACGACAAGUACACAGUGAUCAAAAGACAUGAAGCAAAAGUUCAGAGAAAUUUAAAGAGGAAGUACCUGAUUGAAAGAUACAAGGAAAAAAGACAGCUACUAAAAAAAUACAUAGCAGAAGCAUCCUCCCCUAUUGAAUAUGUGUACUGGAAGUACAAGUUGUCCUCCCUUCCCAGGGACUCCUGCCCUGCAGAGCUCGCGGAUAUUACUCCUUCUUCGGUCUGUGCAGACACCAAGCUCGUGCGCUCAUACAGAAAAUGUUCUUCCCUGGUUUUGUCAAGGCAUGUUGGUAGCAUUUUAAAACCUCUCCAGGGAUGA